CGGUUUCCAGGUGAAGAAGGAGAAGAUCAGAGAAAAAAAGUGUCCGUGAGGGAGAGGCGGCCACAGGAGAGGCCGGGGCCCCGCGAGGACGGCGUUUCUGAGGGGAAAUUAGGCCCGGGCUGUCGAAUGGGAUCGUUUUGGUGGCGAUUGGGAGUCAGUAAGCACGUAAAACCUGAAGAAAAGUACGUGUGACGAUGCUUCGAGGGAUUUUCUGACUGGAUUAGCCCGGAAUUGUUUCUGCGAUUGUUUGCUGUGAUCCUGAUGAGCUGGUUGAUUCUACUGUGUUUCGGGUGGCAUUAAGAGGUGGAGAAGCUACUCGCGGGUCCUCAAAUAAUGUUCUGACCGAGAGGCGAGAAAUACUGCACCCAAAUCACGUUCGCGGCUGCAGACUGAAAACAUGUGACGUCCUCCCUGUUGUCUGCGUUGGAGGCGACAGAGGAAAGGAAAGACAAUUGUGCAGGUCUGCGGGAUCAUGAUGUUUCGGGAUCAGGUUGGCGUGCUGGCCGGGUGGUUCAAAGGCUGGAACGAAUGCGAGCAGACGGUGGCUCUCCUGUCUCUGCUCAAGAGGGUCAGUCGGACACAGGCUCGCUUCCUUCAGAUCUGCCUGGAACACUCACUGGCCAACUGCACUGAGAUCCACAUAUUGGAGGGAGAGGCCAAUGACCCCGCAUUUGUCAGUCAUUGGCAUCAGGAACCGAAGGAACAGGUUGUUCUGCAGCUGCUGUCACACCUGCCUCUGCUCCAGCCAGGAAACGUGGAGGCAAAGUCCGAGUACAUGAAGCUGCUGCAGAAAGUCCUGUCCUAUUCCAUCGACAGUAACCUGUUCAUAGAGGAGAGCCGACAGCUGCUGUCUUAUGCACUGAUCCACCCGGCCACCUCGCUAGAGGAUCGGAGCUCCAUGGCCUUGUGGUUGACUCACUUGGAGGAGCGCAUGUCAAGUAACUACAGCUCUCAGAGCGCUAGCCGGGCAGACUCUGUGUACGCUGGCGUUUACAACCACAACCAGCGGCAGAAUGUGGAGGACAAGCUGAAUGAGUGGCAGAACCGAGCGGACUGUGGCAUGUAUGUCACGGUGCCCUCCUGGCAUGACAAGCCCACGUCCUGUGAGAACGGCCACUUGCCACUGCACACGUCAGUGUCUGUGCCGUCUGCCAUGAACAGCGUGGGCAGCAACACAAGCACAGUUGCAGUUCUGCCAGGCCAAACCCAACACAGCCCCCUGAAGCGCUCUGUAUCGCUCACCCCGCCAAUCAGUAUGCCCAGCCAGUCCCUGAUCAGCGAGUGGAUGUCACCAGAUGAUCUGCGCUCCAGGACGGUGUACGUCCCCGCAGACCACGCCCCGCUGUCGCCCCAGAGCAGCAUCGCCUCCUCGGGGAGUGGGGGCAGCGAGCAGACAGACGAGCAGGGCUCCAGCCGCAAUACCUUUCACGAGGACGGCAGUGGAAUGAAAGAUGUUCCCACUUGGUUGAAAAGUCUUCGGCUACACAAGUAUGCAUCGCUCUUUUCUCAGCUAACUUACGAGGAGAUGAUGACACUGACAGAACAACAGCUGGAGUGUCAGAAGGUCACAAAAGGGGCCCGGCACAAAAUCGCCCUGAGCAUUCAGAAGCUACGCGAGCGACAAGGCGUGUUGAAAUCCCUGGAAAAGGACAUUCUCGAGGGGGGAAACCUACGGAACGCUCUCCAGGAGCUACAGCAGAUAGUGAUCACCCCUAUCAAAGCUUACAGCCUUCAGAGAGCCCCCAGGGAGGCCCUAAACCCUGACCUCAGCAAAUCUUCCCCCAGUGCCGGGGAGCUGAGUGGGGACACCCGAACUAACAAAGCCCCUGGUGAGAAGGGCUUUCAGAUUUCGCACGCCUCGCCCUGUGAUGGGGAGUCGGCAGCAGCUCCUGUGCCUGAAGGAGACAUCGCUGGACAGUUCACCAGAGUCAUGGGCAAAGUUUGCACUCAGCUGCUGGUGUCCAGACCAGAUGAAGAAAAUAUAAGCUCUUACUUGCAGCUGCUAGAGAAGUGCCUGACUCAUGAGGCUUUCACUGAAACGCAGAAGAAAAGGUUAUUCUCCUGGAAGCAGCAGGUCUUUAAGCUAUUGAGGUCUUUCCCCAGGAAGUCCCUCCUAGAGAUGCCUGGUGUCCGCCAACAGAGAAGCUGGGCUUUUGGUCAGUCCAACUCCCUGCCCACAGCGGGUUCUGUGGGUGGGGGACUCGGGCGGCGAGGCCAGCGGCCGUUCCCGAUCCCCCCUCGGGUUCUGUCUGCUGGCCGCAUGGGGCUGAUCGGCACCUCCCCCAGCGCUGCUGCUGGUGGUCUCAGUGUCUCACCACGACAUUCACUCAAUCCUCUCACAAGCCAAGGCCGGCAGAACCUGUGGUUUGCUAACCCAGGAGGCAGUAACAGCAUGCCGAGUCAGAGCCGCAGCUGUGUGCAUCGCACUCACUCUCUCCCUGUGCACACCUCACCACAAGCCAUCCUGAUGUUCCAACAGUCAGAAUGCCAGGUUCCAGUCACAGAGCCUGAGAUUAACACCAGGCUGGAGUCACUGUGUCUCAGUAUGACGGAGCACGCCUUAGGAGAUGGAGUUGACAAAACAUCGACUAUUUAGUUCACUGAAACGAACCUCACUUAUGAACACUUAUUGAGAGACUGACAUUUACUCAGCAGGAAAUGCCACUAAAGUUCAAGAGGCCACUACACCUUACAAUGUCCACCUUUACUGACCUUUAUUUAACUUUGGAGGGGAAUAGGCCGGUACCCAGACUACUAUUCCCUAUUCCCCUGGUCUGUCCGUGUUUCUGGUACAUUUUUGUUUUUGUUUUUAAAAUGUUUUUCCAACGACCAUAUGCCCGGUCGAAGGGUCCUCUCUACACCGAAUGCCCGGUACAAAUAGUCCAAUCAUUUAGCUUCAAGGCUCGGUUAGAGAGAAAAGGGAGAACGAGACAAGAGAUUAGUGAAUGACAGCACAAGGCAAGUGAGCGGUGCUCCAGGCUGUACGAGGCGAACGCAGGUACCUCUUUGUGCUGGUGUUGUGAUGGUCUUUACGAUAAACUCUGUCUGGAUGCCUUGGUCCCUUUGUCUGCCACACAGGUCUGGUACCCGUGUCCGCACUACACGCCAGUCGUCAGGUCUGGUAUUUGUAAUCUGUCUUUCACUAAUUUAUCCUGAAACCUCUGGUCAAACUGUUGCAACAAAAAAGUGCUGAAUACAAGUUAAAAAACGUGUGUUUUUUUUACAUUUUAAAAAAAGACAGUAAUUUGUUCUGAAGCCUGCAUUAAUUACUAAGGAUAUUUUUUUCAAUUAAAAAAAUAUAUCAUUAAAAGCCACGCACGCAGGCUUGCGUUUACCUGCUGUGAAAGUGCAUUUAUAAUUUUUAGAAAAAAGAAAGAUUUCACUAACUUGGUGAGCGAUUGUUGCGGAGCGGGUGAUCAGUUGUGUGUGUGUCUGUGUGUCCAGUGCGUAGCUGACAGGGAAAUUGUGCACAAUUCUGUUCAGCUUUGAGUAGCUCGAACCGAAUGCACUACCGACUAACAUGGCACUACCUUAGGGGACCUUCCCUUUGGGAUCUCAUGAAUUUCACCUGGGCUGACUUUCUGACUCCCAAACCUUCUUGUUGGAGAUGUCAUUGAAAAUAAUUCAAUUUUCUUUUGUU
Messenger RNA from Callorhinchus milii (elephant shark), 3640 nucleotides. RefSeq names its product protein Smaug homolog 1. The record is from RefSeq and is a predicted model, not a curated record. The coding region runs from base 473 to 2596 and encodes 707 amino acids. The transcript has 13 exons. Gene Ontology annotation, biological process: negative regulation of translation; regulation of mRNA stability; nuclear-transcribed mRNA poly(A) tail shortening. NCBI's taxonomy places the organism in Eukaryota, Metazoa, Chordata, Chondrichthyes, Chimaeriformes, Callorhinchidae. Gene Ontology annotation, cellular component: P-body. Gene Ontology annotation, molecular function: translation repressor activity; protein binding; mRNA binding.